Nycticebus coucang (slow loris) is the source of this 1476-nucleotide messenger RNA. Its product is annotated as small G protein signaling modulator 2-like. The transcript has 3 exons. The record is from RefSeq and is a predicted model, not a curated record. NCBI's taxonomy places the organism in Eukaryota, Metazoa, Chordata, Mammalia, Primates, Lorisidae. The coding region runs from base 30 to 293 and encodes 87 amino acids.
CCCUCGCCUUCAGCUGCUUCACAGAGCUCAUGAAGAGGAUGAACCAGAACUUCCCCCAUGGAGGCGCCAUGGACACGCACUUUGCAAACAUGAGGUCACUGAUCCAGAUCCUGGACUCAGAGCUAUUUGAGCUGAUGCAUCAGAAUGGGGACUACACUCACUUUUACUUCUGCUAUCGCUGGUUCCUGCUGGAUUUUAAGCGAGAAAUGGCCGAGCGACACAACACCAAGCAAGUCCUGAAGCUGGCCCGGGACCUGGUGUACAAAGUGCAGACUCUGAUUGAGAACAAGUGAGGAGCACCUCGCCCGGGCAGUGCCAGCGAGCCACCCCCUGCCCAUCCCCUGCCCUCUUUUCUUCCCUGCCAGAGGCUAUCCCUGAAGCCAGGGCCUGGCGUCUGUUCAAGUGCACUGAGUUCUGUGCAAGAGAAACUAACCUGACUUUGGCUGCUGGGCGGAUGGGGUCGCGGGGUAUCCCUUCAGUUCAGCCUUAAACUUUCCGGUGUUUGACCAAAGAUUGCCUGGAAACGUCUGGCAUUUCUCCCUUGUGGGAGCUGGGGGUUGUUGGUGCCGUUCCUGGUCUCCAAAAGGAUGUCCUUUUCUUCUUUCUCCAUCUUUCCGAGCUGUCUUGUCAGAUGAGACUUUGGGAGGGAAUUUUUGCUUUGAAAUUGGUGUAGAAGAAGUCUAUGGGACUCUCUGCACUCUGAAAGGGCCCUUGGGAGAUGUUCCAGAACAUGGCCACAGACUGGCUCUGAGCAGGGUCUCUCCCCAUCAGUAUUACUGACAUUUGGGGCAGGUGAUUAUUUUGAGAGGGAUUGUCCUGUGUAUUGUAGGAUGUUGAGCAGCACCUCUGACCUCUACCUAUAAGAUGCCAGUUGCACCAUUCCCUAUCCCUACCCUGGUUGUGACAAAAAAAAAAAAAAAAAACGUCUCCAGACAUUGCCAGAUGUCCCCUGCAGGGCACAGUUGCCCCUAUUUGAGAACCACUGGCUUAGAGGAAGGCUACAAAUGUACCUCCCUCCCCACUGUCUUUGGGUCCUGCCCAAAGAGGUCAGGGCAGAAUCCACAUCCUGCUGCCUUUGUCCAAGGGAGGACCUUGCCUCUUCUUCCACAUACUGAGUCUCGGAAAGGCAUGUGUUUGGUGAAAGCCUCUUGAUCAAGGAGGCUGGCUUUUCUCUAAGCUUACUCAGGACCUAGAAGGAAAAGGAAGGCAGAGGUCAGCCAGCGUAGAGUGUGGUAUGUGUUUUCCUUAGGAAACACCUGCUGAUGAACCGGGGCCAGGGAACAGCUAAAUCUGGGAACGGCCACCUCCACAUCUUCACACAGAGUCACCAAUCCACAAACAGACUGCACAUGAACUAGUUUACUCUUUCUGCCUUCCUCUCCCUUUAAUAGAGCAGUCUUGACAAUUCCUCUGUUCUGAGAAUGGACCCAGAAUAGGAGGAAAUGGUGGACACCAGGGGGGAAGGGUCUUUCCCAA